AUGCGGAGUGCUCUUUGGUGUUUUCUAUCAACGUAUAUUAUUCUUGAUGCAGCAUGCAAUCCUGUAGUAACUAAAGAACGUUUGAAAGAACUGCUAACUCCUCUAGAAUGGUUCACGCUAUUACAAAAUUCAAAUUCAGGAGAAAAUUUUUCCAUAAUUUACCCUACCGUCCGCCUCCGGGACGGGUCGCAAACGCAUCGAAUUCGCAUCGAAUCCGAACAAAAUUUCGACGUCACAUUCGUAACUCCCAAUAACAAUCUCCUGUCCAGCGAUGCCCUAUUUCUCGAAACUUUCGCGAACGGAUCGCGGCCGCUCCAGCUCAACGAAAGCGACAAAAACUGCUACUUUAGAAGCGACAACGCCGCUUUAAGCCUGUGCAAUGGAAUUAGAGGAAUACUCCACAUCGGCGAUAACGAAUAUUUUUUAAUCCAUCCGCUGCCGGAUCGAUUUCACAACGGCACCGCCAAGCCUCAUCUGCUGAUCAAAAAGGCUUAUAAACACCCGUCAGGGACCAAAGAAGAACAUUGCUCACAUCCUACACUAAACGAUACCAAAGAAACUCACUAUAAUAACGUAACAAGCGAAAGGAGAAGACGGAAAAGGGAAGUGGCGUUCCCCGAAGGAGCUCCGGCUUUCGUGGAAACUGCCGUGUUCGUCGACAAGGAUCUCUUCGAACACAUGAAAUCGAAUUUUCCGUACGACACGGAAAGGGAACUCAUUCGGUUCGUUCUGGCUAUGAUUAAUGCAGUGCAGCUCCUCUACCACGAUCCUAGCCUAGGAAGGCCCGUGAAUUUCGUGUUGAAAAGAUUGGAAAUUCUGAAAGAAGACGUCGCCGGGUUGGUUAGACCUCCGGACAUCGACAGGUUCCUGUCGAAUUUUUGCAACUGGCAGAGAACGAAAAAUCCGUCCGGUGAUACGCAGCCUCUUCACUGGGACCACGCUUUGAUUCUGACCGGGUUGGACUUGUACGUUCGCGGAAAACACGGGAAGAUUUCCAAUCAGGUUGUUGGUUUGGCUCCUGUGGCGGGAAUGUGCACAGCAACCAGUAGUUGCACUGUAAACGAAGGCAGGCACUUUGAAAGCGUGUAUGUAGUAGCACACGAAAUUGGACAUAACUUGGGAAUGAGGCACGAUGGACCGUUAGCAGAAAACGAUUGCGAUCCUACUACCUACAUAAUGUCCCCGACGCUUGGAAGCGGUAAAAUUACUUGGUCGACGUGCAGUAAGCGAUACUUACAGAAAUUUUUAGACACUCCCCAAUCCAGAUGUUUGCUGGACCACAGCAGCUCAGCCGGGAAACUGGAUCACAGCGCCGAAGGCGCUCUACCCGGCGAACGUUUCGACGCCAAUCAACAAUGUAUGUUAAAAUACGGCAAGGGUAGCAAACAUUCCACGCAGCAACCUCUAAACGACGUAUGUAGAGACUUGCAUUGCGAAAGGGAGAGGUACACUUGGACUUCUCAUCCAGCACUAGAAGGCACGAUUUGCGGUAACAGCAUGUGGUGCAGAGGGGGUAAAUGCAUCCUUAAAAGCUCGCCGAUCUCUUCUGCUUACACAGCGCAAGAAUCGUCGUCUGCCAGACUUGGGCAAAUACACGGGGGAUGGAGCAAGUGGAAGCAUUCCAGCGACUGCGCUUCCGGCUGCCUCUUCAGCGAGGAAGGUAGAUUAAGAUCAGGCAGCACAGGUAUAAUGGUCGCCGAGAGAACCUGCAACAAUCCUAGACCUCAAGGAGCCGGUUCGGAUUGCGAAGGCCCGUCGACGAGGCGCAACACCUGCGUGGCCGAGCAAUGCUCGAACGUGCCCAAGAUGACUAUAAGGGAGUUCGCCGAUCAGAUUUGCACGAGAGCGAAGGAAGUGGACGCCGAUUUGACCGGCACCGGGAUGCAAAAAAUCAGCUCCGACGCCGAGGAGGCGUGCGUGGUGUGGUGUCAAAAGCGCAACGGCAGCACCAGGAGUCGCGGCUGGACCUUCCCCGACGGAACGGCCUGCCAGAUGCGGAGGAACCGCUACGGCAAAGCGAGCUAUUGCAUCAAGGGGAAAUGCGAGGAGUUCGUCUGCGAUCCGCUGGAAGAAGCAGCGUUUGCUCUAUCCCCGGAUCUUUGUCCCAUCGAUAGGUACGAUAACGAGUUGAAUUGGAGAACCGGCUUGAGAAGAAGGGAAGGCGCAAUCAGAUGGAAAAGCGCCAGCGGUUGUCACUACAACUGCAUUUCCCCUGGGUCUGGUAUCAGGUUGGUGAAGAAUAAAAAGUACGGCAGAUCGAGCAUACAGUUAUGUCAACCGGAGAAGUUUGGAUGUAGUCGAGUGAAAUCGCCGUUUCAAUACGCUUCUAUGGUUUGCUCGAAAUACAAAGAAAGGGUUAGGAGAUUGUCGGGACUCGGAAUGCAAAUUUCACCGGCGAUAGAGGAUCCGGACAGAUCCUGCCGAGUGGCUUGUCAGGACGAUUUCAUAUCUCACAGAUUCUAUUUAGUUAAUGGAGAAGACGGCUGGUUUCCGUUCGGUACAGACUGUUCCAAAGGAAUGGCGUCCAAUAAAAAAGCAACUUGCGUCAGCGGGAAAUGUUUGGAGUUCGGGGAGGACGAUACGCCGUUGUCUCAAAGCGAGUUUACGCUCGCUUUGCUGUCGAGAGCGAAACGUUCGCUAUUCAACGACGGCUCGGCCAAAAUAAGAAUGGAACUCAAUCAGACGGAAUUGGAGGAAAUAAUAAAAGAUUUGCGAAGGGCAUUAAAGGGAAAUUACCGCUCGACUGCGCCGCACAAAUACGCUGUAGACUUCGAUAAUCCGAUUCACAUCGAUAUGAAUUCGGAAAGGGAUCUUUCCGGAAACGACUUUUUCGAUGAAGAUUUUAACGAUCAUACGUGGUUCUGA
Phyllotreta striolata is the source of this 2865-nucleotide messenger RNA. The record is from the annotation of a GenBank genome assembly. Lineage: Eukaryota; Metazoa; Arthropoda; Insecta; Coleoptera; Chrysomelidae.